Messenger RNA from Procambarus clarkii (red swamp crayfish), 2169 nucleotides. Its product is annotated as ubiquitin-like protein 4A. Gene Ontology annotation, cellular component: BAT3 complex. Gene Ontology annotation, biological process: post-translational protein targeting to endoplasmic reticulum membrane; tail-anchored membrane protein insertion into ER membrane. Gene Ontology annotation, molecular function: protein-folding chaperone binding. Lineage: Eukaryota; Metazoa; Arthropoda; Malacostraca; Decapoda; Cambaridae. The record is from RefSeq and is a predicted model, not a curated record.
CUCGGUAUAUUUUUAUAGUAAUAUAUAUGUAAAUUGGUGAGGAAAUGUUAGAAGUUAGAGUAGAGUAGAGUGUAUAAAAUGUGUUUGUGAAUGGUGUGUCAGUGUUGUGGUAGUGCCCAUGCAGACGCCUCCACGGCCCAGCCCGUCUCCUGUAGUGCUGCCUCGCCUCACUACGCGGCCAUGAAGGUUACAGUCAAGAUAUUACAGGGCAGCGAGUGCUCCAUGGAGGUUCCUGGGAGUUCAAAAAUUUCGGAGGUUAAAAAUAUUGUAGAAGAAUUCCUAGAGAUUGCACCCCAUGCACAGCGACUUGUCUAUAAAGGAAAGACUUUAGCAGAUGAAACGACACUUGAUGAGGCUGGAAUUACCGAUGGAGCCAAGAUUCACCUAAUGGUAAAGAAAGGGGAUAUUACUUCUCCGUCAAGUGCAGCAAGCUCCUCAAAGAAACUAGAGUCGCCAUCGGCUAUGGACUUCUUUGCUCAAUUAGAUUCAUUUCUUAGUAAACAUUUAACUCGAGAACAAACCACAAAAGUGGUCAGCGAAUUUAGAAAGAAUUGCCAGUUGAUGGUGGACAGUAUGAAUUUCGAUGAUAUCGAGAGAUUUGCAGCAAGCAACUUUACCGAGUUUUAAAGGUAUAUGCACUGCAGAUUGGUUUUUUAUGAGAUCGUACAUAACGGAUUAAAAAAUGGCGAUAAAUGAUGACUGAAAAUUGAAGUGAGUUGUAGCAAGACUGGCUGUGUGAGUGAAUAUAAUAAUCACAUGACAAUAAGAUGAGCAUGUGAAGUCUGACAUAAAGAAGCAACACUGAUAAUAUGGAAUUGUAAGUGUUUAAUCAAUUUAUCAUUUAUGUUUGCAAAAUUUUGAAGAUGGAGAUACAGUAUAUGCCAAUAUGAAAUAUUUUAAAAGCUGAGAAUUGGUAACAUUCUUUUUUUAUUUCCUUGUAUGCAGAGACCAAUAAUUUUUUUUAUUCCAUGUGCAUCCUUACUCGUAGGUCUGGCUGCAAAUGGUUGUGUGUCGGUGUGUGCCUGCAUGUGUAUGCAUGAGUGUCCAUGUGCGUGUGGUUGUGCAUUUUGUUAUACCAUAACUUUUCUCUGAUAUUAUCUAAUGUAAAAAUAUGGGAAAUGAAAACUUUUACUUUGUAAAUCCUGUAAAUGGAAGAUUGACCAUUUAUGGUCACACUUUCUUGCAUAGUUUCAAAGAGUCUUUAGGUCUUUGGAAUAACCAACCAACUCUGCAACCAACACUAGUACAAAUUUACGGGAGAUUAGUUGUGUUUUUGUGCACGUGUUACUAGAUAGCCGAGAAUUUUUCCUGACUUUUGACUAUCGUAUACCUUUAUACUGUGUCGUUAUAGAUUCUUUAGCCCUAGUUGAUGUAAUUUGUACAUUUAUUUGCUAGUAAAGUGAUAAACAUUUGUUAUGUAUGUCUGAUGUCAGAUGGAAUUAAGCCAUUGUAUAAAUUAUUAUUUUGGGUAAUGGUGGUUUCUUAUUUUUUGUAUCUUGAAAAAAUUAUCGACCGAGUGAUUAUCUGUGCUAUUAUAUUCAUUAAAAAAAAAGGUCAGUACUAGAUAGAAUGAUGUGUAUAAAUACAAAUAUACCAUCCCCAUUCUCCUGUUUAGAUAGCAUUUGUAACUGUGCACUAUAGUACAAAGAUUGUCAUUCUAAGCAAUUAGAUAGAACUUGUACUAUUCACUUUAUAUUUUGGGAAAAAAUUAAGCUAAAAAGACUAAAUAUUCCUAGGCACAGAUAUGUACUAUAUUCAGCCUCGGAUAUCGUGUAUUAGGCCUAGGAAGGUUAGAUUAGUUUAAUUUGUCUUUGCCACAGAACUAGAAGGUAGUUUUCCGGUUUGUCAAACUCAAUAGUGCAGAUUUCUAAUUUCGUUGUAAAUUGGUAUAUGUACUAUGGUCCUCAGUGUUACUAUAAGUACUACCAAAACAGGAGGAUGGGCUGAAAUAUACAGUAUAAUGUAAUGCUUUGUUUUAUAUAUAUAGAAUCAUGUGUAUUUGCCAUAUAAUAGAUUGAUACAUAAAGCUAAUUGGAAUUUUGAGAAUACUGUAUAUAAAUGAGUUAUAAUAAGCUAUUUUCUCACUUGCUGCAUAAGUAAGUUGUAAAAUUUGACAAUUGUAGUGAUAAAUUUAAUUGUAAGACUAUUCCAUUAAACUGUUGACCCAGA